Molecule: messenger RNA, 1752 nt
Organism: Oryzias latipes (Japanese medaka)
Lineage: Eukaryota; Metazoa; Chordata; Actinopteri; Beloniformes; Adrianichthyidae
Product: keratin, type I cytoskeletal 18
Cellular component (GO): cytoskeleton
Molecular function (GO): structural molecule activity
Source: RefSeq, a predicted model, not a curated record
GUGGGCGGAUUUACGCGCAGACACCUGCUAUAAAGAGGCUUCCCAGCAUCCGUCCGGCGACUCCAAGUCAGCAGAAGUGAUCCGUGUGGUUGUCGCUCCGUCUCAUCCUCAUCCUCAUCCUCAAUCAUGCAAAGGAACAGCAGCAAGAGCCUGUUCGGGGUUCCCGGGUCCAGGGGCGCCAGGGCGUCCGUGUCCAGCCUGGAGGGGCUGCGCAAAGUGCUGCGCAACGAGCAGCAGAGCGACUCCAUCCCGCAGGCGCGGGCCUCCCUGCAGAGCCAGCAGAGGGAGGAUGCCCCGGACUCCCCAGCUCCCUCCACCACCGACGACAUGGAGCACCGGCAGACCCUGAGGGGCCUGAACGACCGGCUGGCCGGGUACCUGGACAGGGUGAAGCUGCUGCGGGAAGAAAACCAGGACCUGCAGAAACAGAUCGAUGAGAUCGAAGCCAAAAGGAAGGUACCUAGUGGACGAGACUGGGAUCAAACCCUGGAAUCCCUGGAGGAUCUGAAAAAGAAGAUCAAGGAGAUCACCAUGGAGAACGUGAAGAUCCUGCUGCAGACCGAUAGCUCUGUGCUGGCCAACGAGGACUUCAAGAAGAAGCUGGAGGCAGAAACGAAGGCAAACAAAGAGCUGGACAAAGACCUGGAGGAUCUGAAGAGGACUCUAGAAGACACCAAACUGACCCAAGAAAAUCUGCAGCAGGAGAUGGAACUGGUGAAGUCAGAGCUGGAUGGACUGACCAGAGAUCACCAGAAUGAAGUCAAGGAUCUGUGUGAGAAGAUCAAGAACUCAAAGGUGACGGUGGAGAUCGAGUCCCAGACCUCCAACCUGGCUGACCUUGUCAAGAACAUCCGAGUCCACUACGAGAAAGUAGCAGACAACAACAUGAAGGAGAUGGACAACUGGUACAAAAGCAAGUUUGAUAACAUCAAAGUGGAGGACGCCCAGAACCUGGAGGCGCUGGAGUCUGGCAAAUCUGAGCUCAAGGACCUGAUGAAGCAGAAGAAAAUCCUGGAGAUUCAGAUCAAGACUCUCCUCGGCACGAUCAACAGCCUGGAGGAGAACAUCAGGAGGACCAAAGACGAGUGCGCCCUGCGUCUGCAGCCCACCUGGGCCGUCAUCCGGGACCUCCAGAGGCAGCUGACGGAGGUGACGCAGCAGAUCGAGCAGCAGGCCGCGCAGAACCGGGACCUGCUGGGCAUCAAGACCAAGCUGGAGCAGGAGAUCCAAAAGUAUGACGACCUGAUGCGCGGCAUCACUGCCGACCCUGAAAGCCUGGAGUUUUCUUUAGAUGAAGCCCUGAACUGUGAGCGGUCCGCGCUCAAUGAGGAGCCGCUGCGCAUGGAGGAGCAGGAGGUGCAGCAGCAAGCCUUCUCUCAGCCGCCCGCUGCCCUCCAAGCUCCUCCAGAGGUCAAAGGUGAAGGAGCCCUGGAGGCAGAGGAGGGCGCCGUCAACGUCAAAGAAGCUGCUGUCAGCAAGAGUGCCAAGAAAUAAAAAACCAAAAAGUCCAAGAAAUCCUCUAAGAAAUCCUCAUCUUCCUCCUCCUCCUCGUCAUCCUCUUCCUCAUCUUCCUCCUCCUCUUCGUCCUCAUCCUCCUCCGACUCAGAGAAAGAGGAUGAAAAGACGGAGGACGUGACGGCUGAUUGACGUGUUCAAGCUUUUUCUUGUUGUCUCAAAUGAUUCAAACCUGUGGGGUCAAAGUUUUUCCUUCUCUCAUGCUACAAAAAUAAAAGCAUCUGGUUUCAAAAUAAA